Messenger RNA from Etheostoma cragini (Arkansas darter), 555 nucleotides. Its product is annotated as dynein regulatory complex subunit 4-like. Gene Ontology annotation, molecular function: small GTPase binding; microtubule binding. Gene Ontology annotation, cellular component: Golgi apparatus; microtubule; motile cilium. Gene Ontology annotation, biological process: flagellated sperm motility. The transcript has 4 exons. The record is from RefSeq and is a predicted model, not a curated record. NCBI's taxonomy places the organism in Eukaryota, Metazoa, Chordata, Actinopteri, Perciformes, Percidae. The annotation marks the transcript as partial.
GACGAGCUGGCGGAGGCGGCGGCGCGGCAGGCGCGAGUGGACAAGGAGCUGUCGGCGGCCGAGCAGGAGAACCGGCGCCUGAACGUGUCUCUGCAGGACGUCCAGAGGACGCUGCCCGAGCUCCGGAGACAGCUGGACCACUACGACCGGGCCAAGGCCAAGAUGGCGACGAGUCGAGCUCGAGUGAAGGUGACGGAGAAGGAGCUGAGAGACCUGACGGUGGAGCACGAGCUGCUGCUUCAGGCGUUUGAGAAGGUGCAGCAGGAGCGGGACGAUCUGCUGAAGGCGCAGACGGAGGCCAUCCUGGAGGUGCAGCAGAGGUGCGGACUGAAGGAGUUGCUGCUGGAGAGGAAGUUUGCGGCGCUGACAGAAAUUGUGGAGAAGAAGGAGGCGCAGCUCCUCGCCGCACUGUCGGCCUCCAACGUCGACCAGAACGCGGGCGGCAGCGCCGCGAACAAACUCGAGGAGAUCCUGAAGUGGAAACAAGCCUCCGUCGACGCCUUGCAGAGCGACCUGGCUCGAGAUUGUAAGGUCAGUUGGUUUCUUAACGCCUAA